AUGGGUCUGGCCAGCGUCUCUCGCGAGUCUUGCGAGAACAUACUGACAAAAGGCGGCGCGGAUGGCGAAGGAAUGGGCCGUGCUAUUACGAUUGUAAUUGGCGGCGCCCGCGAAUCCCUUGACGCUUUGCCAUCGUCAUUGCGCCUUGUUCUAAAGCGGCGAAAGGGCUUCAUAAAAUUGGCCAUUCGCACCGGUGCCGAUUUGGUGCCAGUUUUAGCGUUUGGUGAAAAUGACCUUUAUGAGCAAGUCCGCUCGGACCAGCAUCCUCUCAUACACAAGCUUCAGAUGCUGAUUAAGCAUACAAUGGGGUUCACCAUCCCGCUUUUUCAUGCCCGUGGGGUCUUUAAUUAUGACGUGGGCCUGAUGCCGUACCGCCGCUCACUCAACAUCGUUGUGGGCCGCCCCAUUCAGGUCAGACAAGAGCGUGAUAGAAGCAGAAUCGAUGAUGAUUAUAUCAAUUCCCUUCACGAUCAGUACGUGUCGGAAUUGAAAAGGCUCUGGGAACAGUGGAAGGAUGUAUAUGCCAAAGACCGAGUUUCAGAGCUCGAAAUUGUUGCAUGA
Molecule: messenger RNA, 561 nt
Organism: Aspergillus melleus
Lineage: Eukaryota; Fungi; Ascomycota; Eurotiomycetes; Eurotiales; Aspergillaceae
Gene: DGA1
Product: diacylglycerol acyltransferase type 2A
Exons: 1
Coding region: 1-561 (186 amino acids)
Biological process (GO): triglyceride biosynthetic process
Cellular component (GO): endoplasmic reticulum membrane
Molecular function (GO): diacylglycerol O-acyltransferase activity
Source: RefSeq, a predicted model, not a curated record